GGGUAAGAUACGGGACUGUAUCUAUUGCACCGGAGAGGAGCAUGAGUAUCACCCCAGUUCCCUCUUCUAUUCUUGCGAGGCUUUGCUUCUGAGAAACUGAGGAGAGAGAGAGUGAGAGGGCUACUCUACUCAUCCACAGUCCCUAAUUCUCCAAAAAAGAAAAAAGAUUCCCCAAGAUCUCGAAAUUCUUUUCAAGGGGACAGGACCAGAGGGUUCUGCUUCGAGAUCUCAAAGAACUAAAACAAAACCGAAUAAAAUUCCGUCUGAUCUGCUCUCAAUUGCAUGCACUGAGAGUGAAUCUCUCAAUAUGGGUAUACUGUUUACGAAAAUGUUCUCGUCCCUCUUCGGCAAUAGAGAAGCUCGGAUUCUCGUUCUUGGCCUCGACAAUGCCGGAAAGACCACAAUCCUCUAUCGGCUUCAGAUGGGGGAGGUUGUGUCCACGAUUCCAACAAUUGGAUUUAAUGUCGAAACGGUGCAGUACAAUAACAUCAAAUUCCAAGUAUGGGAUCUGGGUGGACAGACAAGUAUCAGACCAUAUUGGAGAUGCUAUUUUCCAAAUACCCAAGCCAUAAUUUAUGUUGUUGAUUCAAGUGACACUGAUAGGUUGGUCAUAGCGAAAGAUGAGUUUCACGCAAUCUUGGAGGAAGAAGAAUUAAGAGGUGCUGUUGUUCUCAUUUUUGCAAACAAGCAGGAUCUUCCUGGCGCACUUGAUGAUGCUGCUGUUACUGAGGCUUUAGAGUUGCACAAGAUAAAAAACCGCCAAUGGGCUAUUUUCAAAACUUCUGCUAUAAAGGGUGAAGGUCUCUUUGAGGGCUUGGACUGGUUGAGUAACACGCUCAAGUCUGGAAGUGUCUAACUCAUUCAGUUCCAGUAAAGGAUAUAAGCCUGCUGUUGUUUGGCCAGAACGGAACUAAAGGGUGAAGCGUUUAGUUUGGAUUAACUCGGUAGACUACUCUAAUUGAUUUGGGAGUAAACCAUUCAUACAUGUAAAAUUUGUGAUCAUAUACAUGAACCAUUGGGCUCUUAUUUUUGUUGUGAUACUUUUCUUUAUUUUCUAUCCUAUUUUCUGAUUUAUUUUCCCCAUGUUUGUGGAUUAUGAAUCUUUUCAAUUUUCUGGCCUAAACUUCCUACAAUUUAAUGAGAUAUGGAUAUAAUAUCUGGACUCAAAUGUAUUUAACAUGAA
Molecule: messenger RNA, 1183 nt
Organism: Carya illinoinensis
Lineage: Eukaryota; Viridiplantae; Streptophyta; Magnoliopsida; Fagales; Juglandaceae
Product: ADP-ribosylation factor 1-like
Exons: 8
Coding region: 308-856 (182 amino acids)
Biological process (GO): vesicle-mediated transport; intracellular protein transport
Cellular component (GO): cytoplasm; Golgi apparatus
Molecular function (GO): GTP binding; GTPase activity
Source: RefSeq, a predicted model, not a curated record